This is a messenger RNA of Oryctolagus cuniculus (rabbit), 1457 nucleotides long. RefSeq names its product eukaryotic translation initiation factor 2B subunit beta (gene EIF2B2). Gene Ontology annotation, cellular component: eukaryotic translation initiation factor 2B complex. Gene Ontology annotation, biological process: translational initiation. The record is from RefSeq and is marked provisional. Gene Ontology annotation, molecular function: translation initiation factor activity; guanyl-nucleotide exchange factor activity. NCBI's taxonomy places the organism in Eukaryota, Metazoa, Chordata, Mammalia, Lagomorpha, Leporidae.
CAAGCUCUACGGUCUUAACAGGUGCUGUUUCGCCUGCCCGGCGACUGCUGUCGAGAUGCCGGGGGCUACGGAGAAGGGCUCGGAGCUGUCCGAGAGGAUCGAGAGCUUCGUGGAAGCCCUGAAGCGAGGCGGCGGACAGCGCAGCUCGGAGGACAUGGCUCGGGAGACCCUGGGGCUGCUGCGCCGGAUCAUCACAGACCACCGCUGGAGCAACGCGGGGGAGCUGAUGGAGCUGAUCCGCAGAGAGGGCAGGCGGAUGAUGGCCGCGCAGCCCUCCGAGACCACAGUGGGCAACAUGGUGCGGAGAGUGCUCAAAAUCAUCCGGGAGGAGUAUGGCAGACUCCACGGGCGCAGCGACGAGAGCGAUCAGCAGGAGUCCCUGCACAAACUCUUGACGUCUGGGGGCCUGAGCGAGGAUUUCAGCUUCCAUUAUGCCCAACUUCAGUCCAACAUCGUCGAGGCGAUCAAUGAGCUGCUGGUGGAGCUGGAAGGGACUACGGAGAACAUUGCGGCCCAGGCCCUGGAGCACAUCCACUCCAACGAGGUCAUCAUGACCAUUGGCUUGUCCCGCACGGUCGAGGCCUUCCUCCGAGAGGCUGCGCGCAAGAGGAAGUUCCACGUCAUCGUGGCGGAGUGCGCCCCUUUCUGCCAGGGUCACGAGAUGGCUGUCAACCUGUCCAAAGCAGGCAUUGAGACCACUGUCAUGACUGAUGCUGCCAUUUUUGCUGUUAUGUCAAGAGUCAACAAGGUGAUCAUUGGCACAAAGACCAUCUUGGCCAACGGUGCCCUGCGAGCUGUGACCGGAACCCACACUCUGGCAUUGGCAGCAAAACACCAUUCCACCCCACUCAUCGUCUGCGCCCCCAUGUUCAAGCUGUCCCCACAGUUCCCCAAUGAGGAAGAUUCAUUUCACAAAUUUGUGGCUCCUGAAGAAGUCUUGCCGUUCACAGAAGGCGACAUUCUGGACAAGGUCAGCGUCCACUGCCCCGUGUUCGACUACGUCCCGCCAGAGCUCAUCACCCUGUUUAUCUCCAACAUCGGAGGGAACGCCCCCUCCUACAUCUACCGCCUGAUGAGCGAACUCUACCACCCCGAGGACCACGUCCUGUGACCACGCUCGGCAGGCGGAAACCGCGCAGGCCGACGCGGAUGGAGCGCAGGCCGAGCGAGCGCCGCUGCUGUGAGGCGUCCUCGUGCGCCCAGGGGCAGGGCAGCCUGAGCCCCGCGGGCUGGUCGCCCCCCAUCCCCCGACUCCUGCCGCGUGCGCUCGCAGGGCAGGAGGCUCACCCGCUUGGUUGUGGAGCUGUCGGUGACCUGGCUGCGUCUGCGGCAGGAACUUGGCCUGUUGAGUGGUGGUAUUCAGGACACUGGACACCUUGCUGGGAUACAGACUUUUGCUCGGGAGUGGCCCCCACACCUUUUCACAGGCCGUGCCAAUAAAAGCUCCUCAGGCCUGC